GCGGAGCAGGCGCAGGCGGCGGGCCGGGCCCGGGAGGCGGUGGGCCUGCAGCGGGCCGGGGCCGGCAGCGGAGCGGGCAGGGCCGGGCAGGGCCGCGGCGGGGCCGGGACGUGGCGGCGGGGCCCGGUCCCGGCGGGCAGCGCCAUGGCCGAGACCAUCAUCAUCCGCGUGCAGUCGCCGGAGGGGGUGAAGCGAAUCACGGCCACGAAGCGCGAGACCGUGGCGACGUUCCUCAAGAAGGUUGCAAAAGAAUUUGGCUUCAGGAAUAAUGGCUUUUCCGUGUACACCAAUAGAAACAGGACAGGCGAGAUCACAGCAGCACAAAACAAAUCCCUCAACUUGCUGAAGAUCAAGCAUGGUGAUAUGCUGUUCCUCUACCCCUCGAGCCCGGCUGGCUCCUCCUCAGAGACCAUGGACACCUCUGUCUCCCAAAGCUUGCGGCCUGUGGGGGCUCCUCAGGUGGUGGAAGAUGAGAUUGACCAGUAUCUGAUCAAACAGGAUGGCAAGAUUUACCGGAACCGAGACCAGCAGCUGUGUCGCCAUGGCCCCUUGGGGAAGUGUGUGCAUUGUGUACCACUGGAGCCUUUUGAUGAGGAUUAUUUGAACCAUCUGGAACCUCCUGUGAAGCACAUGUCGUUCCAUGCCUACAUCAGGAAGCUGACCGGAGGGGCAGACAAGGGGAAAUUUGUUGCCCUGGAGAACAUCAGCUGUAAGAUCAAGUCAGGCUGUGAAGGGCACCCUCCAUGGCCAGAAGGCAUCUGCACAAAGUGCCAGCCAAGCGCCAUCACUCUCAAUAGACAGAAAUACAGGCAUGUUGACAACAUCAUGUUUGAGAACCACACAAUUGCAGAUCGCUUCCUCGACUUCUGGCGGAAGACAGGAAACCAACACCUCGGGUACCUCUAUGGCCGGUACACAGAGCACAAAGACAUCCCCCUGGGCAUCCGGGCCGAGGUUGCUGCCAUCUAUGAACCCCCACAGAUUGGCACCCAGAACAGCCUGGAGAUCCUGGAAGAUCCCAAAGCUGAGGUUGUGGAUGAGAUCGCGGCAAAGCUUGGGCUGAGAAAGGUUGGCUGGAUAUUUACUGAUCUGGUGUCUGAAGACACACGGAAAGGGACUGUUCGAUACAGCAGAAACAAGGACACGUAUUAUCUAAGUGCAGAGGAGUGCAUCACAGCUGGGAACUUUCAGAACCAGCAGCCCAACAUCUGUCGCCUUUCUCCAGAUGGUCAUUUUGGAUCCAAGUUUGUCACAGUGGUGGCUACAGGUGGUCCCGACAACCAGGUCCACUUCGAGGGGUACCAGGUCUCGAAUCAAUGCAUGGCUCUGGUUCGGGAUGAGUGCUUGCUGCCCUGCCGAGACGCACCGGAGCUGGGCUACGCCAAGGAGUCCAGCAGCGAGCAGUAUGUGCCCGAUGUGUUCUAUAAGGACAUAGACAAGUUUGGCAACGAGAUCACACAGCUGGCUCGCCCGCUCCCGGUGGAGUACUUAAUCAUAGAUAUUACUACAACUUUCCCCAAGGAUCCAGUCUACACAUUUUCUAUUUCUCAAAAUCCAUUCCCCAUCGAGAACCGUGAUGUGCUGGGAGAAACUCAGGACUUCCACAGCUUGGCCACGUAUCUGUCCCAGAAUACUUCCUCCAUCUUCCUAGACAUCAUUUCUGAUUUCCAUCUGCUCCUCUUCCUGGUCACAAACGAGGUCAUGCCUCUGCGGGACAGCAUCAGCUUGUUGCUGGAAGCUGUGAGGACCAAGAAUGAGGAGCUGGCACAGACCUGGAAGAAAUCAGAGCAGUGGGCCACCAUCGAGCAGCUCUGCAGCACGGUGGGGGUCCCGCUCUCGGGACUGCAGGAGUACGGGGCCAUGGGUGGCUCGACACACGCGGCGGCAGCGGCCAUGUGGGCCUGUCAGCACUGCACCUUCAUGAACCAGCCGGGCACGGACCACUGCGAGAUGUGCAGCCUGCCGCGGACCUAACCAAUACACAGCAACCCCCAGAGCA
Molecule: messenger RNA, 1999 nt
Organism: Pezoporus occidentalis (night parrot)
Lineage: Eukaryota; Metazoa; Chordata; Aves; Psittaciformes; Psittacidae
Gene: NPLOC4
Product: NPL4 homolog, ubiquitin recognition factor
Exons: 17
Coding region: 145-1974 (609 amino acids)
Biological process (GO): ubiquitin-dependent protein catabolic process
Cellular component (GO): nucleus
Molecular function (GO): ubiquitin binding; ubiquitin protein ligase binding
Source: RefSeq, a predicted model, not a curated record